This is a messenger RNA of Cricetulus griseus (Chinese hamster), 2118 nucleotides long. Lineage: Eukaryota; Metazoa; Chordata; Mammalia; Rodentia; Cricetidae. The record is from RefSeq and is a predicted model, not a curated record.
AUGCAAAUGAAGGGGCGGGGCCUGUAUGUUGAUGAACUGGGCUCGCUGCCGACGCGGCUGGGAGCACAGCGGUCCCGCAGCGGUAAUGGGGGGCCAGUGGGCGGAGGGUUUAUGAACCCUCCGGGGGGUGGACCCAAGUCACGAGCUGCACUGGUCCCCCGACCCCCAGCACCCGCUGGGGCCCUUCGAGAGAGCACCGGCCGAAGCACUGGCAUGAAAUACAGGAACCUUGGAAAGUCUGGUCUCCGGGUGUCCUGUCUUGGCCUUGGUACCUGGGUCACAUUUGGCUCUCAGAUCUCAGAUGAGACAGCAGAAGAUGUGCUGACAGUAGCCUAUGAGCAUGGUGUAAACCUGUUUGACACUGCUGAAGUGUACGCCACAGGAAAGGCUGAAAGAACCCUAGGCAACAUCCUCAAGAGCAAAGGUUGGAGGAGAUCCAGCUAUGUUAUUACCACUAAGAUUUUUUGGGGAGGACAGGCAGAAACUGAGCGAGGCUUGAGCCGCAAACACAUCAUUGAAGGCUUGCAAGGAUCCCUGGACCGCCUUCAACUGGAAUAUGUUGACAUAGUCUUUGCCAAUCGCUCAGACCCUAACAGUCCUAUGGAGGAAAUUGUGAGAGCCAUGACCUAUGUCAUCAAUCAGGGCCUGGCCCUAUACUGGGGGACAUCCAGAUGGAGUGCUGCAGAGAUCAUGGAGGCCUAUUCCAUGGCCAGACAGUUCAAUCUGAUCCCUCCUGUGUGUGAGCAAGCGGAGAACCACUUCUUUCAGAGGGAGAAGGUGGAGAUGCAGCUGCCUGAGCUCUACCACAAGAUUGGUGUUGGCUCGGUUACUUGGUCUCCCCUAGCGUGUGGCCUCAUUACUAGCAAGUAUGAUGGGCGAGUUCAAGAUACUUGCAAGGCUACUGUCAAGGUGAGAUUUUGGAGGCCCAAGGAGGCAGUGCAGAGUGAGGAUGGCAAGAAGCAACAAGCCAGAGUCAUGGACCUUCUCCCCAUCGCUCACCAACUAGACUGCACUGUGGCCCAACUUGCUAUAGCCUGGUGUCUCCGAAGUGAGGGUGUCAGCUCAGUCUUGCUGGGGGUGUCCAGUGCAGAACAGCUGCUGGAACAUCUGGGAUCCCUAGAGGUGCUGAGUCAGCUGACGCCGCAAACGGUGAUGGAAAUAGAUGCGCUCUUGGGGAACAAAUCGCAUUCCAAGAAAUAGUCCUUUGGGGGCGCGGGGACCCAACGCAGAGUGAUUGCACCUGCCGGGAAACCACUUUCCAGCUACCGGCCCACUAGCUCCGAUCUCCUCCCCACCCCCAACCCUGCUCCCACGCAGCGGCAGAAUCAGGGUAGCCCCGCCCAUCAACGAGUCCCGGCUUGGAGUAGCGAUUCGCAUGAACAAAGCCAUAUCCUUUCGCCUUGGGGCUUGAGAGAGAAAGUAGAUCUCCCACCCACCCCCCUACGCCCCUGCUGUGUGUUCUACGGCUAGGCCUUAUCGCUAAUGCCGGGCAUGAGCCGUCUUCUCUCAGCCAUUUGGUCUCGCUCGUUUCUUUUCCCUAUUGCCGAAACCCAGAAAACAUCCAGCAGAUAAAAGAAAGUGUGAGAGUACCUCAAAAUUGAGCCUUGAAAUGUCAUCAAGGUUGGCAAGAACCGAAUGAGUUAUUGUGUUAUCUGGAACACAGGAGGGGCUUUGUAGUAUUUGUUCAAUAGAAGCCAGGCUGGUCCUGGCAGAAAGCAAAUGAUAAUCUUUGGGAAACCAGAAUCCUGCCUCCUGCCUGGAGGUGGAGGACUUAAAUCUAGAACUAGGUCACACUUUGUGCUUACAGAGAGGGGAUUUUAAAGGAGGGGACCACAAUGUUACCAAAGGCAGAAAGAAAUUUGGUGGGUGUAUCGCAGAAAUGACAGGGUGGCCCUUAGGAAACAAAGUGCUUUGGAGGAUUUAGUGACAGCUUUUGGGCCACCGGCAAAAACACGGAGUUGUAAAAGGUUUGGGACAAACCUGGGCUCGAACUGGACUUCUAUGUAGCAUCAGAGGACUGCAGUCUUCUUCCUGGCAAUAAACCUAAAGCAAUAAAGAUGGCCUCUCUGCUGUAAGACUUCCCAGGGAACUGUAAAUAAAAUCUCAGCUUGAUCCGCA